UGGGAUAUAAGCCAUAAUCCACGGCCAAGAUCAAGCCAAAUAGUAGUAAAUGCCUUCGCAUAUCUCUCCUUAUUAAGGAACUCAAGGAUGGAAAAUGACAUGGACAGAAAACUCUCAAAUUCCUGAUGGAGCUUGAUGCAAAGCUUAGAGAAAACAUGACCCCUCCAGGCCAGCAGCCAAUGUUCAUGAAAGAUGAGUUGUUCCCCUUUGAAACCACUCCUUCAUCAUCAUCAAAGGGUUGUUACCAUUGGCAAGACUUUCACCACCUUGAACAUCAUCAUCAAGUUCUUGAUGUCAAUGGGUCGUCUCCGAAUCCUGUUUUUGGUAUCCAGACAGCUUGCUAUGAUCCUUUUGAUGCAUUCCCUUACGGCUGUUCAGCAAAUGAUGUUGACUUCUAUGAGUGUAAGCCUUUUGCAGAUAAUGUAGGAGCGGCAGGACAUGGGCAAGUUAUGGAUAAUUUCCAGGGUGGUGGAGGGUACUUGAACCUUUCUCAGAGGAACUCGGAUGAUGUUGUUAUGGGAUCAGAUAGUAUUGGUUACAUGCCCUUUGAUUUUCAAGGUGUGAAGCCUGUGAAUUUCGUUGUGCCAGAUGAAGUCUCCUGCGUGAGUACUGCUGAAAAUGCUUACUACAAGAAAGUUGGCAUGAACAAGAAUAGGGUAUUGGCUUCAACUAAAAGGACUUGGAAAGGUCGUAAGAAGUCCAAUGUAGUCAAGGGACAAUGGACAAUUGAAGAAGACAGGCUCUUGAUUCAAUUAGUUGAACAGUAUGGGGUGAGAAAAUGGUCUCUUAUUGCUCAGAUGUUGCCUGGAAGGAUAGGAAAGCAAUGCAGAGAGAGAUGGCACAACCAUCUAAGGCCAGACAUUAAGAAGGACACAUGGAGUGAAGAGGAAGACAAGGUCCUGAUUCAGGCCCACAUAGAGAUAGGAAACAAAUGGGCAGAAAUUGCAAAGAGGUUGCCUGGAAGAACAGAAAACUCCAUCAAGAACCAUUGGAAUGCAACCAAAAGAAGGCAAUUCUCAAAGCGCAAGUGUCGUUCAAAGUACCCCAGGGGUUCCAUUCUGCAGGAAUAUAUCAAGAGCUUGAACUUGGAGUCAAGCAGCAGCACAAGGUACCAAGAAAAACCUUCCACUGCUACUAAUGCCGCCAUAGCAGACAUGAACACUUCAACCAAAGCACCAAAUCAUCAGCCACAAGCUUUGGAUUUCUGCCCCACCGAUCGUUUAGUGCCAGAAUAUGAUUUUAAUGAGGUCCCAGAUUUUUGUUUUGAUGAGAAACUGCUUCAAGAGAGCUGCAGCAUCGAUUCUCUUCUUGAUGAAAUACCCAGUGCUCCUCCUAAUGUUGCUGGUGCAGCUGAUCCUGUGGACAUGGCUCUGGUGAUGAAAAAUGAAGUGAAGAAGGAGCUGGAUUUGGUGGAGAUGAUCUCCCAGCAGGCUAACAUGUAAUAAGGCCCCCAAAAACCGGCAUAAGACAAAAUUCUGGCCAACUAUCAGAGCAGGUUUUAGGCUUGGUUCCAGGGAAUUUGGCUAAGUUAGAGAAUUAAGGGUGGCAUCAACAGAAAACGGGUGCCAUGCAGAUUUGCAGAAAAGAUUUUUAAUAAUAAAAUAAAGCAACUUAAAUAUUUGUUGGGAAUUGUUCUGACAUGCAAUGUAUGUAUGUAUGUAACUAUGUAUAUGUCGAUGUAGGCAUGCAUGGAAGAUAGCAUACCAUUACUCUUGGAUAUGCUUUAAGGAGUUUUUUUUUUUUUCUUAUUUAUUAAAAUUUAUUAUGCUUUUAAUGCAAGAAAUAAGGUAUGGUGUGAUAAAUGCAACAUUUAUACCGA
Messenger RNA from Theobroma cacao (cacao), 1819 nucleotides. Its product is annotated as transcription factor MYB98-like. Gene Ontology annotation, cellular component: nucleus. The record is from RefSeq and is a predicted model, not a curated record. Gene Ontology annotation, biological process: regulation of DNA-templated transcription. NCBI's taxonomy places the organism in Eukaryota, Viridiplantae, Streptophyta, Magnoliopsida, Malvales, Malvaceae. Gene Ontology annotation, molecular function: DNA-binding transcription factor activity, RNA polymerase II-specific; RNA polymerase II cis-regulatory region sequence-specific DNA binding.